Paramecium sonneborni is the source of this 10506-nucleotide messenger RNA. The record is from the annotation of a GenBank genome assembly. Lineage: Eukaryota; Ciliophora; Oligohymenophorea; Peniculida; Parameciidae.
AUGUUUAGAAAACUCAUGCAUUUGUAUCUUAAUAUAUUAUUGUAUUAUUCAUUAUGAGAAUUAGGAUUGGAUUAGUUGAAUCCACAUGCGAAGUGUUUAAAACAAUCAUGACUCCAGAUUUAGGUGAGAAAAUAAUCGAAUAAGAUUUAUCAUCACUUGUUUCAAUAAAUUACGCUUGGGGAGUAUGGACAAAAUAUUCACAAUAUUAUGUACCUAUAAAUGAUAUUGCCUUGUCUAUCUAAACUAUGCAUAUUGUAACAGAAAAAUAAUCGGAUUUUACAUACAUGGUUUAUUACAUAUCCUUGGAUAAAGAAGAGUAAUAAUUUACUCAUAGUUUAUAUUUAUAUCAUUAAGGAAGUUAUUAAAUAAGAGAAUUAUUUAUAGAUUAAUCACUUGCAAAGGAAAAAUGGGUGUUUUUUUAUUUUUGUUACAAAGAAUCAUUGUCAAAUUAUAAUAUAUUUUUAUAUAUAUAAAAAGAUGACAUAAAUGUUUAAAUGAUUGGAGGAGGACCUUACACUAUUGAAAUUAGAGAUUAUAAAGAAUAUGUCCUAGGAGGAUCAUCAAUUGUAAUUAUAUAUAAUAAAAAUAAGUUUACUCGAGCAUUUGAUUAAUCCUAGACGUAAGAGUUGAAAUUAUUUUCUGGUUAAAUAAGUACUAUGGAUCUUAGAGAAGGAUUAAAUUAUUACUAUUCUGAUAUUCCAACAUUUUUAGCUAAUUUGGAGGUAAAUUGUGAAAUUUAAGCAUGUGGAGAUCUAGUUAAUAUUCUCCUAACAUCAUAUAUGAAAAGUGGAUCUAUUUUAAAAUAGCCAAUAUCAUAUUAGGACAGUAAAUUUAUGAUAUCUGGUUGGGUAUUACUAAAAGAGUUGCCUGAAGUAAUUUAUAUAUGAAAUUUAGUAAUAAACUGUUGAAAGUGUUUUAAUAAGAGCUACAUUAAGAUAUGCCUAUUUCUAGGACAAAUAUUAAGGAGAUAAAGCCAUAUAUUGGAAGUAUAUACAAAGUACUCUUAAUUAAAACUUAAAUGGGUUCUAAAUAACUACCUAUCAUUAUAAUUAAUCUGAACCUCUAAAUUCUUAUAAAACUUUAGAGAGUGAUUCUUGGUUAGUGUUAGAUCCUUAUUAUUAUGAAGCUUUAACAUUUUGGCAUUGGUUUGUUUAUUAAGAAGGAGUUGAUGGUGCAAAUAAUAUUAGACUUACUAUUUAUUUUGGUCUUGGAAAACAAGAAAAGAUAUUCACAAUGUAAUAAUUACAUUAAGAAAAUGCUAAACUAUAUUUCAAUAUUGGUGGAGACAAGUACAAUUAAAAUUUUAAUGGAUUCAUAAGUGAUUUAACAUUUAAAUAUUGCUAUGAUAAUGAUACACCAAAUCCUAAAGGUAUUUUAAUUUUUGAUAUAAUUAGUGUGUCAUAUUUCUUGUAAAGCAUGUUAUGGUCCACUUGAAACUAAUUGUUUAACAUGUGAAGAUCCUUUAACAUCUAAUAGAGAAUUGUCAAAAUCCUCAUGUUUAUGUUAAGAGGGAUAUAUUGAUGUUGGAAACUAGAAUUGUAAACGUAUUUUAUUUUAAAUAAAUAUAAGUUCGAGGAGCUAUUUUAAAGAAUAUCAAUAUCUAAGAAGAUAUAGCAUAAUAGAAUAUGGGUUGCACAAGAUAUUAAUUUGAAGUUAUUAUAAAUGGAAAUUAAUACUGUUUAAAUUGUCCAGGAUAGAUUACUACAUUUGGAUUAUAUUGUAUAGAUUGUAUUCAGAAUCCUAGUUCAUGGUACUUGAAUACUAGAUGUACAACAGAUUAUUUAAUGCCUUUUACGAAUGAAACUAAUUAUGUAUUUUUGAAAAAAGAGCGAAAGACUAAAGAUUUUGAAUUUUAUUUAAUUAAUUUCGAUGACCAUUCACAAUAACCUAUUUUAGAGCCAUGCUAUGGAUGUUUAGAAUUGACUAAUAGUACCAUUAAUUUUAUUGAAAAAUUCACAUUAGAUAGAGUAUAGAAAAUAUUAUGUAAAAAUUGUUAUAGAUCUAUUAAUGGAGAGUGUAUAAACUUUAAUAUGAAUUGUAAUUAAUGUGACGAUAAUCAUUUAUGUUCAAGUUGUGAAUUAAAUUACACUCUAUUUGAAAAUAAGUGUUUUGAAUGUCCUAUAUAAUGUCCGAAUUGUUAAUACAAUUAAACUGGAUAUUACUGCAAUAGUUGCAUUGAUGGAUAUUAUUUUAAUUAAACAUUGUAAUAAUGUUAGCAAUGUGGUCAGAAUUGUAAAAUUUGUAUUUUCUCUUAAGUAUUGAAGAACUUAUAAUGUGUUAGAUGCAUUCAUGAUUAAGAUUAUUUUAUUUCUGCAGAAAAAUUAAAUUGCUAGAAAAAAUCUUUACCUAACUGUGAAUUAGAAUCAACAGAAAAUUAUAUUGUAUUUUAUAAUAAAAGUUAUGUAUUGAAAACCUAACAAUAUAGUAAUUCUCUAGAUAUAAUUGCUUUUAAAGAAACACUUCCAACUUUAUAAAUGUGUAUAAAGUGUAAAAAUGGGUUUGUCAAUUUAUUAUUAGUUCAACAAUUUUAUGCAUGUGUUACAGUAGAAUCUUUAGAAAAAACUCUGCCUAAAGUAUUAAAACUUAAAGUUCUUGGAUCUUAAAAUAAUAAUUUCUAAUUGGCUUUGAUUAGUAAACCCUAAAGUCCCGAAUAAAAGUAUUAAAUUAUAUAUGGAGAACGUAUUAAUCCUUACCCUACAACUACUAUUAUUUAAAAUCCCAUCACUGGUGUUUUCUGUGAUGAUCCAAAGUGCAUUAUAUGUGUUAAUAAUUAUAUUUAAGAAUAAUAAUAUUGCAUGUAUUGUUACAAUGGUUAUUAUCCAAAUACAUUCCUUGGUAGAUGUUAUUAAUGUCCACCAGAUUGUUCUACUUGUUUAGAAUAAAAUAAAAUCUAUUAGGAUGCUUGGAAAUGGGAUUAUAAAAUUAAUUAUCAUUUUAGAAGUUAAUUACUAGAUGGAUUGCAUACCUUCAAUGUUUUUGGAACUUCAUUAAAUCUUGAUAAUUUAGAAAUCAUUUGUACAAGUUGUCCAUAAAAUGGUAUACUCUAUAAUAAUAAAUGUUAUCCAAAAUGUGAAUGUGACUCUUGCAUUAUUGAAAAUGAAAUCCCAGUAUGUAUUAGUUGUAAAAGUCUAAAUACUAAAACCGUAUAUGAAGGAUAAUGUCAUCAGUGUCCUAAAUUUUGUGAAUUAUGUAGAGAAAUUAGACUAGAAGAGAGAUUAAAAAUCAAUCCCUAUUUCUACCCUACUGAUAUAACUCUACUUAAAUAUGCUUAGUAAUGUAUAAAACGCUAAUCUGAACCUCCAACUUAGGGAAUAUUUUAUUAUGAUACUUCUUUAGGAUAUGAAAUCAAUUGUUUAAAUCCUGAAAAAAAAAAUUGUUAUCUUUAUCUUGAAAUUCCUCUAAAUAUUUACUGUUCCAAACUUUCAUUUGAUUCAUAAUUUAAUAAAAUGAAUACUUUAGAAGAAUAAGAUGAUUUCUUAAGCAAAAAUGCACUUAUUUCCUCUAUUUUUUCCACAAAUACUUAAACUCAUUUCUCUGUAGAAACUGAUUAUUUAUUUAACGAAUUAAAUCAAAAAAGUGUUAAAUUAGUUAGAUAUAUCUUAAACAUAAUACCAUCUACAACAGAUUGUGUUAUCAAAAAAAAUACAUUUAUUUAAUCUGACAUUCGUCGAAAUGUUUUCACUGUUCAAUAUUUAGAAUUAAUAUUUUAAUCAUCAAGUAAUAGAUAGGUAUAUUUCGAUAACAAUGUAACAUUUUAUGAAUUUACUUCUAUUAGUAUAAAGAACCUUUAGAUUAUUCCAAUAAGUACAAUUAGUAUAUUUAAUAUUCAUAAUCUUUAUGGUGGUUCAAUUUUAAUAGAUUAAAUCAAAAUUAAGAAUAUCAAUGAAAAUCAGUUUCAAAUUAAAAUCUUAAAUCCUAUAAGUAUAAUUAUAAAGAAUUUUGAAAUAUCAGACUCUCUAAUAGUAAAUCUUAAUGGAAUUAUUAAUUAUCAGUUUACUCAAAAACUAACUCAGAAGUUUAUUUUUUCAAUUGAUUAAUUUUUAAUCUAAAAUUGCUAAGUUACUAAUUCUAAACUAAUUGUUUAAGUAUUAGAUUUAGGAUAUGGAAACCAAAAAUUAUAACUUAAUAAUUUUAAGUCCUUAAAUAAUAUCUAUGAAUCCUCUGUUGUAUUAUAUACAGAAUUUAAUAGUUAAAUUAGAGAAGCUAUAUCAAUUAUUGAAUAGUUUGAUUCUGAAAAUGAUUAAUUAACCAAUUCAAGUUUUAUUAAUAUGUAGGGAGCAUUGAAUAUUGAAUUAAUCUUUAUCACUGUUUAAUAAGGAAUUUUUAAUUUUCAAACUCAAUUAUUUAAGCUACCUAUAUUUAAAGUUAGCAAUCUGCAAAUAUUAAACAAUAAUUUUAAUGGUAUUAACACAAGAGUAAUAACAAAUAUACUUGAUAUUUUAUACAAGGAUAAAAUCAAUUAAAAUCUACUUCAAAUGGAUUAAAUCACAUUUCAAAACAAUAAUUAUUAAGGUAGUCGAGUUUUUCUUGAAAUAAUAGAAAGUUAUAAUUUUUAAAAUUUAGAAAUCAAUAUUAAUGGAUUAAAAAUUAUAACGAAUAAAUUUAUUUAAUAAAAUUACAAAGAUUUAAUUACAACGUCAAAUUCAUCUCUUUAUUUAGAUUUAAAAUAAAUUAAUAUCUAAAACAUCUAAAUAAUAAGAGCAUAUAAUCUUCCAGAGAUUUCGAUAAAUAAUGCAGAAAAAACAAUUCUUAAACGUGUGAUAGCAAAAUUAGAUAAUGAAUUUAAAAUUAAGCUGUUGCAUUAAUCUUUGUAUUGUUUUUAGAAGAAUUCAGACAUUGGUUAUGGAAGUAUGCUAUAGGUAUAUAAUUCUAAAAUGAUUUAAAUUGAGAAACUUGAAAUAAUCGGUUUAAUAGCUAUCAAUUAGCCUAUUAUAAUUAUAAAAUCAUUAGAAAAGACAAAUUUUAGACAAUAAGAAAAUAUACAAAUAAAGACUGUGAAUUUAACUAACAAUACGAUCAUACUUUCAAAGUUAUCAGAAAAGCCUACGAUAAUUAGCAUAAUUUCUGAAUAAGAACAAUAAAUUGAAUUUAAAGGAAUAAGUGUUUUUAAUAAUCAUCAUCAUUCUUAUUUGGAAGAUCAAUAAUUUAAGCAAUCUUCAACUAUUUAUGUUGAAAAUCCUAAUUCUGAAAUUAUUUUUACAGAAUCUAUAUUUUCUAGCAAUACUAUAACAAAUAAUUAAGGAUCUAAUUUAGUUUUGAUAAGUGGCAAUAUAAAUAUGAUGGAUUGUUCUUUUAAUUCUUAAAAUGAUUUCCAAUAUUCAUACUUAAAAGACCGUAUAAUAUGGGGAUAUUAAAAUGAUGAAAUAGCUUAUUUUGAAAAUCUAUAAUCAAUUUUUCCAAUAAAAUCAAAGGGAGGUAAUGCCUAUUUUUAAAUUGAUUAAAUCUCCUUAAAGAAUAUUUCUAGUUAAAAUUCAUUGGCUUUGUAAGGAGGAUCCUUUUAUUUCUUAACAUAAUCAAAUGGUAGAAUUGAGAUUCAGGAUUGUAAUUUUAAUUUUAGUGAAGCUAAUUUAUUAGUAAAUGAAAAAUCAUAAGGUGGUACUUUAUUAAUUGAUGCUUCUCAAUCAGAUUUAAACUUAUUAAUAUCUAAAAAUAGUUUUUCCUCAAGUUUUAGUAGAUCAGAAGGAGGAACAAUUUUUAUAGAGCCAUCUAGAAACAAGAAUUUAAUACUUAUAAACAAAAAUAUUAUAGAAAAUGUAUAUUCAUUAGCAAAUGCUUUCUUGAAACUUCCUAUUAUAUUUACAAGCAAUUCUUUGAUUUUAGAUAUUUAGAUUUCUGAUAUAUCAAUUUAAAAUACCUAUCAAGGAUUCUUGUCUUAUUUAGGUAGAAUUAAAGAUUUAACCUAAUCAGAAAUCAAUUUUUAAACUAAAAAUUAUUUAAUUUCAAUAGAGAGAGGGAAUAUUACAGUAAAAGACUGUAAUAUUAUUAAUUUAUUUGAUUAUGGAGUUUUAGAGAUUAUAAAUGCAUAGUAAAUAAAAUUAGACAAUAUUUAUAUGCAAAAUUUUACUUUGAUUAGUGGAAGUAUUCUUAGAUUUGAAUUGAAUGAAAGUAUUUAGUUUUAUUUAUUUUAGAAUAUUUGACAAAUGUUGAAAUAAUGAAUGUAAAAUUAAUGUCUUUUUAAGAAACUAUUGGAGAUGUAAAAAAACCAACUAAUAUUAUACCUUCUAUUCCUUUAUUAUUUUAAAAAUGUAUGGAUACUUAUUCUUCUCCAAAUUCUUUGCAAAAUCUCUAUGAUGAAAAUAAUUCAUAUCUAAUGAGUCUUUAUAAUUUCUAUUCCUUAAUAAUAAAAAGAACAUAACCUGCCUUUAUAUUUUAAAUUGAAUCCAUUAACUAAAAUCAUUUCAUUUUAAUAUAAAAUCUUUACUUUUCAAAUAUAAUAUGUACAAAUUGUAAAGGAGGCUUAUUGAGAUUUACAAAUAUCAAGGAAUAAUAAGAUUAAAAUCUCGUUUAUUUAAAUUCAGUAAAAAUGGAAGAUAAUUUUUGUGGAAGUAUGAGUUGCUUAAUAAUAACUUCAAAAGAUAUUAUUUCUUUAAAAUCAUUUUCUGAAGUAAAUUCUAAGAGAUUAUUAAAUGAAAUUGAAAAAUAUUAUGAAAAAAAACCAGUUACAGUUAAACUUGAAUCUAGUUCCUUCAAGAAUAAUACUGCUACAUAUGGUGGUGCAGCUUUAAUUUCUUCAAUAAGUAUAUAAAUCACUGCAUGUUAAUUUAUUAUGAAUCAAGGAAAAGAAACAGGGGGUGCUAUAUAUUUUGAUUAAAACGAUAAAUCUUAAUUCUUAAUUUUUAAUACAUUGUUUGAAAAAAAUUAAGCUAAAGUAGGAGGAGCCUUAUUUUUAAAUAAUUUUACUCUUCAUAGUAAAGAAUAAACAAAUAUUAUUUAUUCUAAUAAUAAGGCAUCUUUAUUUAGUAAUAAUGUAGCUGAUUUUCCACUUAAAUUGACUCUUAAAUUUAACUAAAAACUUUUAAAGACUUUAAAUAUAGAAAAUACUGAAAACUAAGUUAUUGAUAUAAUAAAUAUUGAAUAAUAUUAUAUAGGUCAAAGUAUGAAAUAAUAUUUGAUGCUUCCAAGUGGAUAAGCAAUAAAUGAAUAUCAAUAUUUUAAUGAAUAAACCCAAGAUUACAUACCCUUAAAUUUAUCAUUGAGAAUAAUUGCUCUGGAUGAAGAGGAUAGUUAAAUUAAAGCAUUAGAUGGAAGCAAAUGCACAAUAUAAGNGAAUGAAAGUAUUUAGUUUUAUUUAUUUUAGAAUAUUUGACAAAUGUUGAAAUAAUGAAUGUAAAAUUAAUGUCUUUUUAAGAAACUAUUGGAGAUGUAAAAAAACCAACUAAUAUUAUACCUUCUAUUCCUUUAUUAUUUUAAAAAUGUAUGGAUACUUAUUCUUCUCCAAAUUCUUUGCAAAAUCUCUAUGAUGAAAAUAAUUCAUAUCUAAUGAGUCUUUAUAAUUUCUAUUCCUUAAUAAUAAAAAGAACAUAACCUGCCUUUAUAUUUUAAAUUGAAUCCAUUAACUAAAAUCAUUUCAUUUUAAUAUAAAAUCUUUACUUUUCAAAUAUAAUAUGUACAAAUUGUAAAGGAGGCUUAUUGAGAUUUACAAAUAUCAAGGAAUAAUAAGAUUAAAAUCUCGUUUAUUUAAAUUCAGUAAAAAUGGAAGAUAAUUUUUGUGGAAGUAUGAGUUGCUUAAUAAUAACUUCAAAAGAUAUUAUUUCUUUAAAAUCAUUUUCUGAAGUAAAUUCUAAGAGAUUAUUAAAUGAAAUUGAAAAAUAUUAUGAAAAAAAACCAGUUACAGUUAAACUUGAAUCUAGUUCCUUCAAGAAUAAUACUGCUACAUAUGGUGGUGCAGCUUUAAUUUCUUCAAUAAGUAUAUAAAUCACUGCAUGUUAAUUUAUUAUGAAUCAAGGAAAAGAAACAGGGGGUGCUAUAUAUUUUGAUUAAAACGAUAAAUCUUAAUUCUUAAUUUUUAAUACAUUGUUUGAAAAAAAUUAAGCUAAAGUAGGAGGAGCCUUAUUUUUAAAUAAUUUUACUCUUCAUAGUAAAGAAUAAACAAAUAUUAUUUAUUCUAAUAAUAAGGCAUCUUUAUUUAGUAAUAAUGUAGCUGAUUUUCCACUUAAAUUGACUCUUAAAUUUAACUAAAAACUUUUAAAGACUUUAAAUAUAGAAAAUACUGAAAACUAAGUUAUUGAUAUAAUAAAUAUUGAAUAAUAUUAUAUAGGUCAAAGUAUGAAAUAAUAUUUGAUGCUUCCAAGUGGAUAAGCAAUAAAUGAAUAUCAAUAUUUUAAUGAAUAAACCCAAGAUUACAUACCCUUAAAUUUAUCAUUGAGAAUAAUUGCUCUGGAUGAAGAGGAUAGUUAAAUUAAAGCAUUAGAUGGAAGCAAAUGCACAAUAUAAGGCAGGAAUAUUUCUAAAGGUAUAGAAGGAGAAUUUUCGAAUAAUUUUGUUAGUGUUACAUAAAUAAGAUUCAAUACUAUUAGUUAAGAUUAUAAUUUAGAUUCUUUGAUAAUAACUUUUGAUCCUGAUCAAUAAUAAGAAGUUUAUUUAUAAUUAGAAAUUGUUUGUGAUUCAAUUAAAAUUCCAAUAUUUGAUGAUCAACCACCUAAUUUAUUGAAAGAUUAUAAUACGAAUUAUAAAUUAAGAGUUAAUUUAUAAACAUUUCCUUGUUAAAGGGGAGAAUAUAAGACUUAAUAAGGAGCAUGCAAACUAUGUGAUGCUAGUUCUUAUUAAUAUAAUACAAAAGCUGGAUAAUAAUGUAAAAUAAAAGAUUAAAUGAUAAUGGAAAAAGUUUCUUCUGCUAGAAUUAUGUUAAGACCAUUUUAUUGGAGACCAUAUGAAAGUAGUGAAUAAAUAGAAUAUUGUGUUAAUAUGCCUGAAAAUUGUGUAGGAGGAUGGAAUCCUGGUCAUGAUUUAUGUUCAAUAGCACAUAUUGGAGCAUUAUGUGAAUAGUGUGAUAUAUAUAAUAUUAGAGGAUAAGGAUCAUUCUCAGUUAGCACAAUUUAUAAAUGUGGAGACUGUUAAAAUAUUGGUGAUAAUACUACCAAAGUUAUUUUAAUUAGUAUUUGGACUAUGAUUUCAAUAUUUCUAUCUGUAAAAGGGACAAUAGAAACAAUCAAUAAAUUUAUUAUUCAAUAAAAAAGAAUUAAAUUGAAAAUUGCAUCCUUAUAAGAUCCUAGAAUAGGUUAAGGAAAUGUAUUAAUUAAAGUAUUAACUAAUUAUUUUUAAAUUAUUGGAGUCAUCUCAACAUUUUAAUUAUAAAUGCCAAGUGUAUUAUAAUUAUCUGUUAGAUCAGUUGGUAAUCCAACAGAAGCUAUGGGUUUAUCUUUAGAUUGUUUUUUAAUUGACAUCUCUGAUAUCGACAUUAUUUAUUUUAGAAUGAUAUGGGCUUUGAUAAUGCCAAUCAUAUAUAUGAUAUCAUUUAUUUUUAUUUAUUUGAUAACUGUAGCCCUUAAUUUUACUAAGUUUAAUAAAAGUGCCUUUACCACAACAGCAAUAUUUUUAUUUAUUUAUUUAUAACCAACUUUAAUUGGAGGAUUUAUCUCCUUAGUCUCCUUUAGAUAAAUAUCGAAUUAUUAUUGGAUUCAAGGUAAUGUUGCCUAUAGAUAUGAUACUUAACAACAUUUUAACUGGAUAUUAAUAUUUAUAUUACCUGCUAUUUUAAUCUUAGGAAUAAUUAUUCCAAUCUACUUAUUUAUAAGUCUAUAUUUGGUAAGAGACUAAUUAUAAGAAGAAAAUACAAGAAAAAAGUUUGGUUAUUUGUAUAAUGAAUAUUCUAAGAAUGCAUACUUUUGGGAAAUUGUUAAGAUUAUUUAAAAAGGAUUCAUAAUUAUAUUCUUGACAUUUUAUGAAGAUUUAGUUAUUAUAAAAGGAGCUUUGGUAUUUAUUAUUGUCUUCUUAUAUUAAAUAUUGACAAGAAAAUAUCGCCCUUAUCAAUUCCCUCAAUUAAAUUAUCUUGAUGAAAUAAGUACACUUAUAUGUGGUACCUCUUUAGUAAUUUCAAUUACAAUUUAUUAAGCCAAUAUAACAGACAACUAAGAGAUAGUUGUGCCAUUUUACAUCUUUCUCAUAAGUUUGAAUGGUAGUUUUAUACUAUUAAUUUUGUGGGGAAUAAUACUAGCCCAAUUAGAAGAUUAAUAAGAAAAUUUAGAUAAAAUCAGGGAUAAGAUAAAUAAAAGAUUUCCUAAAUUAAUUUAAUCUAAUUAGAUUUUUAAGAAAAUUCUUACAAAUAAGGGAUAAUAAAAUUAAAAAAUCAGAUUAAGAUUUAAAAAGAUCAAAGCUUAUUUACUUAAUUAGGUGCGUUCUUAUCCAGGUCUAUACAAAAUGAAGACUUAAAGUGACAGCCCUCCUAUUAAAUAAACCGACUCAUUCAGAGAUUCAGACUUCUAAAUUUUAGAUGAAAAUGUCGAUCUCAAACCAAAAUCAAACUAUAAAAUAUAUCCGGCUGAUUUUGAGAUUUAAAAUUAUGAAUGA